This is a messenger RNA of Cooperia oncophora, 291 nucleotides long. The record is from the annotation of a GenBank genome assembly. NCBI's taxonomy places the organism in Eukaryota, Metazoa, Nematoda, Chromadorea, Rhabditida, Trichostrongylidae.
AUGGGUCUUAUGUUAGGAGUGGAUCGACUGUUAGCUGUUUCACUUCCAGUAAAGUACUCUCGAUUGCCAAAGAAGAUAUACGUAGCUUUGAUGUUGGUAGUAUUAUUACUCGCUACAAUUAUAACUCUAUGUGGUUAUGCUGAUACAUCAGACCAGUUACUGCCGGUAUGCCUUCCGCCGACCGCUUAUAACGAGAAAUCAAGACCUGUGUGGGUUGGCUUCAACUUCGUUAUCAGCCUUAUGGUGAUUUCCGUAUAUGGUGCAGCUCAUGUGAAGUGUCCGCAAGCUUAA